Suillus fuscotomentosus is the source of this 1008-nucleotide messenger RNA. RefSeq lists its product as uncharacterized. The record is from RefSeq and is a predicted model, not a curated record. The coding region runs from base 1 to 1008 and encodes 335 amino acids. The transcript is spliced from 3 exons. Lineage: Eukaryota; Fungi; Basidiomycota; Agaricomycetes; Boletales; Suillaceae.
AUGAACUAUCGAUACAAGGUUUUUGGAAGUAUCAGAGGCACCUCUCAUAUGCAUGUUCAUUUGGUUUUGAAACCUCGUGCACGACCUUUGCAUGCAUUCCGGACAAGAGUAGAGCUGGUGAGCGCUCUUCGGGACAUCGUCAAAAUUCAACAGACAGCGGUCGAGGAACGUGGAAUUCUUCACCGUGAUUGUAGUGUCAAUAAUGCUAUGAUUGAGGAUGAUGGCAAUGGUACCAACGGACUCCUGAUUGAUUGGGAAUUCACGGUGCAUAUCCAUGCUGGCCAAAAAUACGUUAUCGGUGGGACGGGCACAUUGCCUUUCAUGUCACGUUCACUUCUGUGGCAGCUUUCAGAGGCUGUUGGCGACCCUGCAACAUCUGCUUGCAGCUGGAAGGUGAAGGUUGCCACGUCUUCCCUUACAAAACCGCCCCCCCUCAUCCUACAUCACUACCAUGAUGAUUUGGAGUCGCUUUUUUACGUCUUGGUGUGCAUCUGCAUUGAAUUCAGGGGUCCUCUUGGAGUUAGACGUGAUCUCUCAGCUGAUAGGAGUCAAGAAUGGCUACCGCAUCUAUGGUCCACCAGCACGUUACAAGUUGGUGGCGAUGUGAAGACUUCGUUUUUUUUUCACCCAAACGCGCACAAACUGCAGAAACAAUUCCACCCCUACUUCAAGACACUACUCCCACUCGCAACGGAAUGGUACCACCUGAUCAGGAACAAAGGACAGUCAAAUGCAGUAACUUUCCAGGAGGUCCUCGAUCUGUUGGAUACACAUCUUGCCAAGCUUCCGAAGGACGAGCCUUCCCCCGAGCUUCUGUUCGCAAGGAAGGUUAUUGCAGCGCUGCCGAAAAAGAGACAGGCCAGUGACUUUGAGGAGGGUGAUCGGGUUGAUCAUCAUCUCGACCAACCAUCCCAACCAUCAAUUACUGAACGUCCUAACCAGAUUCCUGGUCGGAUGGGCUGGACAAUGGAAGUUAUGCCCCAGUCCAAACGUAACAGAACUACAUAA